CCGCUACGCAGAGCAAACCACAAGCUGCCAGAGGCCUGAGGAGCGCCGCUCAUUAGCUGCUCCCAUCUUUAGAGUGCAGAUUGGCGGCGUGUGACGUUGCGCAUGGCAGUCUGCCCCGAGCGAGGUCGGUGCCUGUCGUGUGCUUCACAAGGAGCGCGCUGUGUGCCGGGCUUGCCGUGUCAUCCAAAUUGUCAGGAGGAUUUGAAGAUGAUGCACCUUCCCGAGCAGGCAUACCGACGGAGCCCGUUGCUGCCCAGUCUCAAGAAGCGGCUGGCAUCAUGGUCUCGAGAGACUCCUGCUGCUCAGGCUUCUACUUGCGGGGCUUGCGGCUGCUCGGUGACGGACCACGAGGCUAUGCUCGUAAGUUCUGGCGAGCAGCGCAUUUUGGAGGUAUGCAGAAGGCUUUUCCAGCCCUUUGAACUCACUUUGGGCAUCCGGCAGAGUGUCCAGGACACCGCCUGCCUUGGACUGGGCAGAGUUGGCUUCACCUACGGAGAGGUCUCGUUAUUAUCUUUCCUGCGGCUGCUGGAUCGCGUUGCGUGCAUCCAGAGCGGCCACGCGGUUGAACCCGGAGCUUUCUACGACCUUGGAUGCGGGGUGGGCAAGACCCUGGUAUUGGCUGCUUUGCACGGCAUCGGCUUCCACCGCUGUGUAGGCGUCGAACUGCUACCGGGCCUGGCAGCUGCAGCGCGGAUUUUGUGCGAGAACUUCCGGGCCGAAGGAGCUGCGGCCGUCGUGGAAGUUGUGGAAGAUGAUAUGGAGCAGGUGCCUCUGGAGGGAGCGUCCAUGGUUCUGCUCAACGCUGGCAGUUGGACAGAGCCAUCGUUGUCAAUACUCCGGCGCCGACUGGCACAGGCUUUGCCAGAUGGCGGCGUGGUGGCAACCGUUCGACACCCCAUUGCCAAGGCGGGGGAGGGCCUCGAGCCUGUGGAGGAGCUUCGGUUGCCGAUGUCCUGGGGCGAGGCGUCAGUUUAUUUGGCCCAGAAGGGCAUCCAUCGGCGUUUGAAGGUAGUGGUCGACCUGAAUGAGAUGGACUGAUAGCACGUGGCAGCUUGGCUGGCACUAAACCAUUUGAGGCAGUUUUCCAGUCCAGCAAAAACAGAUCUGGCCAAUUCUGGACUCCUGUGUUCGGCAGUUGUGGAGUGGGUUGGUGAGACUGUCCUCUUCCUGCUGAUGUGAUUCAGGGGCGGCGCUUCCCGGCACAAGAAGUGCAGGAGCGCGAAAAGGUGGCGUGUGCGCAGAAGGAGCUUUGAGCAGCAUACAGGUGCUGCAGCCCGAACUCUUUGCAGAUGUACAAAUCAAAUUACAUAGACAGAUAUGGUGCAAUCACUCGGCUAUGACCAAAUCAGGACGCCCUUAGGUGUGUGGUCUUUUGCGUUCACUAGUGCGGGCGUUAAGCAAAAGGAGAAACGCCUGUGCAAAAAGGAGCCGCGGUUUCUAACGGAAAACUACCCUGCGCGUGCGGUUCCUUCAUGAAAGCAAGCUAAAGGUGGAAGAAUGCGCAUUUGCAUUUGCAUCUGGA
Messenger RNA from Effrenium voratum, 1522 nucleotides. Lineage: Eukaryota; Dinophyceae; Suessiales; Symbiodiniaceae. The record is from the annotation of a GenBank genome assembly.